AACGUACACAACAAACUGCCGAGAAUGGUGUUUAUUUGGUGUCUGACAGUCUUCAUGCUUCUAUCCUGCAGCACAGCAGACGACCAAGUUCCAGAAGAUCCAGAAUACUCUGAAGCCUUUUUAAAACUUCUCUACGUUUUCAACGGGAAUUUUUCCGACCAUCGUCUCGUGGAUGCUUACAAGAGCAUCGAUGACCCUGACCUUUACGUGCCAAAACUUGGGUACCUGACGAUAAUGCCAGUAGAGGUCACAGCGUUAGCGCCGGCGGUGACCUACUUAUUGGAAGAGUAUUGGGAAAACUCUCUAAUCCGUCGACAGUUCUGCAUACUAUGGGAAGAAGAGAACAAUCAGAUCUACCUUCAAACUUUCAACAUCACCUCUCCUCCUAACGACAUGUCCAAGCCUUUCACACUUGGCCAAGUCAAGAAGUUGACUUUUGAUGACUUGGUCACAAGAGAUGACUGUAAGGUCACGUUUACACGUAAAGGGACAAACACAUUUACAGCCAUCUGGCCUGACUGUAAAGCCCAGUAUGAUGGGGUUUUGCCACACUACAUCGCGACCUUUUCUUGCAACUCUAUGGUGGUCGUCGCGAACAACCCCGAUUCUGUCGACUACCUUGCUGUACCUGUAUCAGCUACCAGAGAAGGCCCCAGGUUUCCUUUCCCAACGUACCUGAAGAAAGUUGAAGAGAAUGUUACCUGUCCAUAAAAUCUGUCUACAGGCCAACAAAUUGAGAAAACAUGUUUUAGAAUUAAAAAAAACAACUGGACCAAUUAUAUCAGUAUUAUUAAUAUACGAGCUGACCAGCGCCGUAAGCUUACGUCGCUAUUUAGUUGUUUUAUGUUCUGCUUUUCAGUAAUUCAUCAUUUGCUAAUUCAACUCUACCC
This is a messenger RNA of Physella acuta, 890 nucleotides long. RefSeq lists its product as uncharacterized. The record is from RefSeq and is a predicted model, not a curated record. NCBI's taxonomy places the organism in Eukaryota, Metazoa, Mollusca, Gastropoda, Physidae.